GUUCCAUCGUGUGAAGACGGGAUGUGUCAAUGCUAGGUGUUCUUCGUAAAGCGGAAAAACAAGGUCAUUUUAAUGGAUUCCCACGAGGUUGUCAUAAAACUUCGGGACUUGAACCCUCAUCUCGUCUGUAGUUUGUGUGCUGGAUACUUCGUAGAUGCUACAACUAUAACAGAAUGUCUUCAUACCUUCUGCAAGAGCUGUAUCGUGAAAUACCUUCAAAGUAGCAAGUGUUGUCCAACAUGCAAUCUCAAGAUCCAUGAAACACAACCUCUAGUUAACCUGCAGCUUGACAGAACAAUGCACGAUAUUGUACUCAAAGUUGUCCCUAAUCUAUUCAAAGAUGAAAUGAGAAGGAGACAAGAAUUUUAUGAAUCUAGAGGUCUUCCAGAUAUUAAAACUCAUAUUGCUUCAGUUCCAGAAGAAGAAAAAGCAAAAGGAUGUGAAGACAUUGUAAAAAAGGACUUUUCAGGACAUAGGAAUAGCUAUAGAGAUGACAAUCUGGUAUCUCUUUGUUUAGAAAGGCUUGGAUAUGUAGAUGAAGAAAAUAUGGAAGAAAGUGAAAAUGAAGAAGAAAAUUGUCAGUCAUCAUCACCACAGCAAUCAGUUACCAAGGUGAUAAGGAAAAAAUACCUAAGAUGUUCAGUAAGAACAAUGGUCCUCCAUUUACAAAGGUACCUCAAGGUCAAGCUACAUGUGUCUAAUCCUAAUCAGAUUGAGAUAUACUGCAAUGAUCACAUUAUUCAUCCUUGUCGAACAAUGAAAUUCAUAUGGAUCACUGAGUGGCUUGACAAGAAACCACCUCUUGUAUUGCAUUAUAACAUCAAAGACCAGUGAAGAAAAGACAUUCAUCCGUCUUGGCAUCCUGACCAAGUGAGGCAUGGGAACAGGUUGCGGCUUUCCCUCCUUGUAAAAGCUCGCAUGCGCAAAGGACAGAGGGUGCAAUGUUUUCGGUGCGACAUGUCUUUGCUGUAUAAAAUGCGAAAGUCGUCUUGCGGCGUGAAGAUUUAACAUCAACUAUCUUAUCUUACACAAAUGUUCUGACGCAUACCAAUGCAUCCCAUGUCAUUGCAAAGGUGCGCAAUUGAGCGAAAAUUAUCUAAAUCACAUGAAAUUUCAAAUAGCACAAGAAAGAAGUCUGCCUAUGGAGUGGGCUACCUACGGAGUUUCUCAACAAGUUUCACAUCAAUCCAUCAGUUAUUUUUAGUCAGCGACUGAAGAGAAACUAGUUCCAGAGCCUGCGCGUGCGUCGGAUAUUCUUAGUCAGCAAAGAGAAACUAGUUGCUCCCCUUGAGAAACAGGUUUUAAGAACAAGAAAUAGAAAGAGAUUUUAAAGUAAAUAGGAAAACAUCUCUGUAAAUCGAUGCAUUUUCCCUAACACUAAA
Actinia tenebrosa (Australian red waratah sea anemone) is the source of this 1382-nucleotide messenger RNA. RefSeq names its product polycomb group RING finger protein 1. Gene Ontology annotation, biological process: negative regulation of transcription by RNA polymerase II. Gene Ontology annotation, cellular component: PRC1 complex. Lineage: Eukaryota; Metazoa; Cnidaria; Anthozoa; Actiniaria; Actiniidae. Gene Ontology annotation, molecular function: promoter-specific chromatin binding. The record is from RefSeq and is a predicted model, not a curated record.